AUGCCAGCGCCCGCCGGUACAAAGCGAGUUAGGGGUGUUUCGAUAUUCCGGCCUUUCAUCUUCGGAAGCGAAGCGCAGCCAUUUGAUCCAAAUAAACGGCCGACUGGCAUUCCCGAAGAUCACACGCACCAAUGGCGCAUCUUUGUCAAAGGUGUCAAUGACGAAGAUAUUUCCUACUGGUUGAAGAAAGUCCAGUUCAAGCUCCACGAAACCUACGCCCAAUCUAUCCGGACGAUUGAAGGCCCACCAUUUGAAGUUACAGAAACUGGCUGGGGUGAAUUUGAGAUCCAAAUCAAGCUGUACUUUAUUCCAGAGUCGACGGAAAAACCACAGACGUUAUGGCAUGGCUUGAAAUUGCACCCUUACGGACCAGACGCGGAAGCCCAAAAGGCGAGACGAGAUACCAUCAUCAGCCAGCAUUAUGAAGAAGUUGUUUUCAACGAGCCAGUGGAGCAAUUCUACAACUUGCUGACUGGCGGAACUCUCGCCCCACUACCCUCGAAAGGGAAAGCCGGAAAGGGUUCAAAGCAACAGCAACAGCAAAGCGGCCGAACAGCAGAGAUUCCAUAUUCGGAUUCUCCCAGGAAUCCCUAUAGCCAGAAAUCGGAGGCCAAGGAACUCGAUAAGCUUGGCGAGGCCACAAAGACGGUGGACAGAAUGUUGAAAGAGGAGCGUGCCAAACUAAUAGAGCGAGAAGUGUAUCUCGGCAAGCUCAAGGAAAGUGAAGGUUUGCCUGUUGUUCAGAAGAAAAAGUGA
Ophidiomyces ophidiicola is the source of this 756-nucleotide messenger RNA. RefSeq names its product NuA4 histone H4 acetyltransferase complex and the SWR1 complex subunit (gene YAF9). The transcript is spliced from 3 exons. The record is from RefSeq and is a predicted model, not a curated record. Bases 1 to 756 code for a protein of 251 amino acids. NCBI's taxonomy places the organism in Eukaryota, Fungi, Ascomycota, Eurotiomycetes, Onygenales, Onygenaceae. Gene Ontology annotation, biological process: regulation of DNA-templated transcription.